Molecule: messenger RNA, 6261 nt
Organism: Asterias rubens (European starfish)
Lineage: Eukaryota; Metazoa; Echinodermata; Asteroidea; Forcipulatida; Asteriidae
Product: magnesium transporter NIPA2-like
Exons: 7
Coding region: 412-1488 (358 amino acids)
Biological process (GO): magnesium ion transport
Cellular component (GO): membrane
Molecular function (GO): magnesium ion transmembrane transporter activity
Source: RefSeq, a predicted model, not a curated record
CCAUUUCGAUGAGAGUUGUUCGGACAUCCGCCGCAUACUAACAAGAAGAGCAGAAUAUACUGAAUUAUCACGGUUUGUGAAGUUUAUUUCCGAUGACAACAUUCAGUGAUCCGUGAUUUAUAAUUCCAUGAUAACCUGCGAAGAUGUUAGAUCCUGAUGGAGCGUGAAGUUUUCUUUCAACAACUGUAUGCACGGGUGUUUUCUUAAUUUGGUGCUUUGCCAUUUACCGAGUUUACACUAUUUAAGAAUAAUUUCAUCUCAGGUUCUGAAGAAAAUCAGACAGCGUGGUUUGACAACUCCAGCAACACCGAAUCCACACCCGAUUUGCAGACCACCCUCCAGUGGGACAUUGUGACCAGUAAUAAGACAACCAUCUGGGAUCUCAUCUCUGAAAGGACUAACGACACCACCAUGUCUCCAGACACUGACGAAGUCGCAUCCAAGGAUUUCUACAUUGGUCUGGCGCUGGCCAUUAGCUCCAGCAUCUUCAUCGGGUCCAGCUUUAUCAUCAAGAAGAAAGCACUGAUUAAGAUAUCUACCUACUCCACCAGAGCAGGUGAUGGUGGUUACGGAUACCUUAAAGAAUGGCUAUGGUGGGCAGGAUUCUUAUUAUUGGGAUUCGGCGAGUUGUUUAAUUUUGUGGCCUACGCUUUCGCCCCAGCAACACUUGUGACUCCACUCGGUGCUCUCAGCGUAUUAGUGGCAGCUGUACUGUCUUCAUAUCUCCUCCAUGAAGCACUGAACAUAUUAGGCAAGGUAGGGUGCUUACUUUGCAUCCUUGGCUCCACCAUCAUGGUCAUACACGCCCCUCAAGAAGACGCAGCAAACUCUCUUGAGGAACUCGUAGAAAGACUAAAAGAUCCAGCCUUCAUCACCUACAUCUGUCUGGUGUUCGUGGUAGCCGGGGUGAUGAUCUUUUACUAUGCUCCAAAGUACGGUCAACAAAACAUCCUAAUCUACAUCACCAUCUGUUCCAUCAUUGGCUCACUCUCCGUCAUGGCAGCCAAAGGACUUGGAAUUUCCCUCAAGGAUUUCUUCGGUGGUACAAUUCACCUGUCCAACCCUCUGAUAUGGUUGUUGGUAGUCUGUUUAGUGGUGUUUAUCUCCAUCCAAAUGAACUACCUGAACCGUGCACUGGACGUCUUUAACACCUCGGUGGUGACGCCUAUUUAUUAUGUCUUUUUCACCACGAGCGUCAUUGUGGCCUCGGCGAUAUUAUUCCAGGAGUGGAUGUUGAUGGAUCCGUCCUCCGUAUUGGGCACCAUAUCCGGUUUUGUCACCAUAAUAUGUGGUAUAUUCCUCUUACACGCGUUCAAGGAUGUCAACAUGAGUUUGAGUGAUCUGCCCACAGCGACGUCUCGCCAAGGGGCAAACGGACUGAUCAGAAGUUCAGAGUCGUCGCCGAUUAAUAACCAAGAUGAGAGUAGAAUGAUCACUACAGAGACUGAUACACUGUUGAGUGAGACAGAAGAAGGACUGUUAAACUGAGACCGUAAAGAAGCAGAUAAAAGAGAGAACCUAGUCAGAAAUUGAAAGUAUAAUUACUGUACAUAAUAACUUUGGUGCUUUUUGUGUCAAAUGAAUCACCAUUAAUUCAAGUGAACACAUUAUACUUUUAAACAGCAGACAGCAUUAAUACGAAUAUUCUCUUAGAUACAUUAACUCAAAUUGUUUGGGGAAGUGAGAACAUAAAAGACCCUUCCCACGAACUAUGUAAUUUGCUCGUCACCCGUGUGCACUAACAGUUUGGUCAGCAAAAUUAAUCACAUCACGCCUUUUUGUAUGGGGAUGAUGGUGUCGUGACGCAGACAAGUUUGUGCAUCUGCUUAGUGCACAUGUCUACAAUGUUUGCCAACCAACACGCAUGCGUGAAUGUAAUUGGUAUUUCAUGUGACAGGUCAAGUUACUAUACAGUCACUUGCCGAGGUGAUUUUGUACGAUGGAUGACCCUCAUAUGUAAUGAAUUUGUCUCGAUUUAACAGAGAGGCAUAACACGUGUUUGGACUUGACUUUCUCACCUUUUGUUUUCUCACCUUGUGUGGAAUUCUCGUCGAGAUGAGUUCCUUUAGAGCAUUUAUAACGCAUGGCCAGGUUUGUACAGAAAUUGCACCGUCCAUGUUUGUACUGCCAUCAUAAUUUUAUUCACUGCAAGACUGUUGAGCAAUGUUGAAAAACUGUUCAACAUUCCUGAUGUAAAGAAUCGCUGUUAUUUGAACGGUUGGUAAUGGUUAUUUAGUUGAAUACUGGUACCAGGGAAAGGGGGAGGGAUGAGGAAUUGUAAAGCCCAUUUCACACUUCCUGAGAAUGCAAAUAAAAUACAAAUUUUGACGUUACGAAUUUGCAGCAAAUAAUUCGCAAUGCAAAACAGUCACCCAAACAGCCGUCACCAUAAUAUGUGUGACGUCAACAUUCGCUUCGCAUUCUAAUUGGCAGGAAGUAUGAACCCGGCUUUAUUUGGCAUUACCUAUCACACAUCAAUUGGGACUUCAGUUUUGCCCAUUGGAGUUUUUGAGUUCGCCUGCAAAUUGUUUGUUGAAUCCAUCCAGUGGGUACACGCAGGUACACAUUGCACUAAACACUAUAAAGGUAUGUCCAUUUUGAGGAGUUUGGAUGGUAGCAGUAUUACCCUUCAUCACUCAUUGAAUUGAAAAAAAAAAAACGGCUUCCCUCCAAAGUGGAGAUGAUGCAGAACUCUUUUGACUCUGAGCCCUGCUUGACUUUGGCCAGGUGUGGGUAAGCAUUACAUUCAAACUGUGGACAUACAUGUACAUUGUAAAAACAAAAGUGGGCCACAUAAGGCAGGGUUUUGAAGCACUGUGGACCUACACACAUCCACAAUGGGUUUUCACCAGUUUUGAAGAGUAGGGUUUUCCUCAAGUGUGCAGAACAAAGGAAUGCCCUCAGUGGGUAUGUAACACAGAGCUGUGUGUUCCAGCAGAGUGCAAAUUUUAUGGGCAUUCCUGGGAAAUUGUGGGUAAAAUUAUUGGUGGGGUUAAUGUUAGCGCUAAGCUUUUUUAUUGGAGUAACAGCAGGCAUGUUUGCGCUUGUACAUUUAUACAAACUAAGUAUUUGUAAUAGCUGUGUGUACUUGACUUGAUCUAACAACUUGUGCUACUUGCAUCUGAGACAGGGACAUGCCACAUAGUAAUAUAUUACCCUCUGAAACAUUUCGUUUAAUAUUUGAGAUGUGUACCUUAAAGAUGCAUGGCCUGAUUUUUGCUGAAAGAAUUUUUGUAGAGAACAUUGUUGACAGAUGAUACUGUUUCAAACUGAAAAACAUACAAAAACCUUUGCAUGUGCCACGGACAAUGCACAAAAUCCAUGUAAUAUUUUUAUGGCUGAUGGAUGUUAGAUUUUGUAGGGAUCCCGACAACAAUUCAUUCUUAAUAAACUACCUCUAAUCAUUGGCAGAUAUUUGUGUGCAAUACCUCAAUGGAAACUUUACACCUUUCUUACAUCUUAAAAAUAGCAAUUUAAAAAAAGAAAUCUAAAUUUUCAGGUCAAUUCGGCCCAGAUAAAAAACGAACCUUGCAUCUUUAAUGGACAUAAGCUCAUGUAAAUAUUAAUUUUAAGAACACUGACUUUUCUGAGUGAAACUGAAGUCAUGAAUUUCAUAAAGCCUGUACGCACAACAAAAACUUGCUGAAGCUUAUAAAAAGUCUUGCUUAGCAGCAAGAGGUUAUCAGCCAAUUUUCCAUAAAGCCGACUCAAUAUUUGCUUGGCAAGCAAUUUAAUUGCUAAAUAGCUUUCUGAAAUUGACCAUGGCGCUAGAACUGAGCAAAUAUAUAUGUAGGCUUCAGUUACACCGAGGUGAAUUACAUGGCAUUGUGGUUGGUAACCCCUUUUUGGCAAAAAGCUAUAUGAUAUGUGUUUAUUCAUUGUUUGUGUUCAAACAAACAAAUUUUACAUCCCUGUGGAGUUGUUCUUACUGGUGUCCCUGUCCUUAAUAUCCUCCCAUACUUUAUGCCACCCAUUGUGGGGCACCCCAGGCUCAUGAAGACCUUUUCCUUUUCCCUUUUUUGUGUGUGUACCCGGUCUUCACUUGAAUAUUUAAAACAUACUCGGUUUUUGAUGAGCUUGACCCAGUUGUCUUAAACCCUUAUUGAGUACAAACCAUGUAACAUGUGAUGUCAAAUGUUUACAAAAGAGCCAAUGAGCCUGAACUUCCUGCAGGCAAGCAGCUCAAUGGAAGAACACAAACAAUCUUAUACUUUAUGGAGAUCGUGCUGUUUGAGUUUUCUCAACUUUUGAUAUGAAGAAAGGGGGCCCAUCUCAAAACAUGUUCAGCUGGCGUCAUUAACUAUGUGGAAAUUAUGAAACAAAUGUUUAUAAUUUCCCAUAAAAAAAAUAACACCACUAGUGUCAAAUGUUACAUGGUCUAUAUAUUGUAACACAUUCAAAAAGGUGUGAAAGAGCAUUUUUUCAAGUAAUUAAAUGUAUGUAAAUAAUAACUGUCAAUCCCAGAGAACAAUUAUAUGUGUAAUUAGAAUUUGUAUUUUUGUGUAUGAUGUAUGUAUAGUUAUUAAUAGUUAUUCAUUGUGAAUGUUUAUUGAUUUGGGUCCAAUUUCUCAUAGCUGCUUACGCACAAAAAGGAGCUAAGCGCACAACAGAAUUAUGCUUACCCGAAUAAGGUUAACAGCCAAAAUACAUUUCACAUUUAGCAUACUGUGACUUUUUUCUUUCUUGUAAGCAGAAUAUUGUUGAGCAAUGUUUCUGUAUAAGCAGCUCUAUAUAAAUAAAAUUCAUGAAAUUUGCCCCUGGAAUUUCUAAAAAGAAAACAAGCAGAUACAAAAACAAAAUCAUUUGUUUUUCCAUCUUUAAUACAAGAAAACUGUACAUUGAAAAAAAAACAGGAGAAAAAGAUUUACAUUUAACAGUCAAAUUAUAUUGAAUAAAAUGUAGUUUGCCUCAUGAAAAUUCCCUUAAUGAAACUACUGGAGCUAAUUAUCUUUAAGUCAAAGAAAGUGGCCACUAGUUGAAUGGGGAAAGUAGGGGGAAAACUGCAUUUAAUUUGUAUUGUCAAAUUGCCACUCAAAGACAGUUACAGCCUCCCUUUCAAAUUGUAUUGGAUAUUAUGAAAACACCCACCCCGGGAGGUACAAGUCAUAUAAUUUAUUCCAACAUGUUAAAUUAAUGUCGAUGUAUAGAGUAAAGAACUUUCUAUUAUAAGCAGGCAUGAUUUUCUUCAAACUUAUUUAUUGCUACUUUUUUCAACGGGUCAAUAUCAUGCCAUAACAAUGUUUCAUAUGCUACAUGGUUGUGUAAUUUCAGUUAACUCUGUUAUUUUAAUAGAUGUUAAAUUUGCACCUGGGAUAAAGAAUACUAUUUUAAGUUUCACCCGCACACUGAUUUGUGUAACUUUCCUGAGUUCUGUAAAGCAAAAUCACAGGCAUAUUGCUUGGGUUGUGUUAGGGUAUUUAAACCAAAAGAAAUGAUUUAUGUUAUGCUCACUUCCUUAAUAACACAUACACCUUUUUUAGUUAAUGGUUUCAAAAAGUAUAGGUCCGUAGUUUGGUAUAAAAGUUGUAUACUACUGCCCAUUAACAUAAAUGAACUUGUAAACUGAUCUUUGAAUAAAAGUACUAUUAUUUUAGAUAGCCUUUGUUUAUAUCAGAGACUCACUUCAAAACAAUUUGCGACUCAUCAUUCUAAAGAUUAUUUCUCGAAAGUUUGAGGUAUGCCUUGAAAAAAAAUAAUAAUCAGGAACCGACCUAGUACUAUACUGAGUUGAACAGUGGCCAUUGUCUCCCUAUGAUACUUAAUAUACUGAUCAGAGCAGUGCCUACUUGAAUGUUCUACAAGUUCAGCAGAAAAUAUUGCUCAACAAAUUUCUGCUAAGCAAAAAUAAGCAGGAUACCAGUCACAGAGGAUGCAUACAUGGAUGAGUUGGUAUUUGGGCUAACCUUAUUCUGGCAAGCCAAAAUGUCUUUUUUUUUUUGCUUAGCUAUUUUGUUUGUGUUUUAGCAGCUCUAUUAAUAUGAGCCGAUGGAAUUGUGAACUCUCGACCCAGUUACUGCACUUGCAUGCGCCAUUUUGGGAGUCAAAAUGUACACAAAGGAAUUGACUCCCAAAUUGAAGGCAAUAAAUGGCAGACGCUCAUUUUGCGGACAGAAGUUCCGAGUGAGAGUGUGCACAUGCAGUAAGCUUGGGUCGUAAUUCCAUGUGUACAGUCAACCACAUGCUGCUUAAAUUCACACGACUGUGCCCUUUAAUGUACUGUUCCAUAAAUGUUGAAUAAAAAAAAAUUACCUUUUUUUUGUA